Molecule: messenger RNA, 633 nt
Organism: Pieris rapae (cabbage white)
Lineage: Eukaryota; Metazoa; Arthropoda; Insecta; Lepidoptera; Pieridae
Gene: MHF1
Product: centromere protein S
Exons: 4
Coding region: 212-619 (135 amino acids)
Biological process (GO): replication fork processing; resolution of meiotic recombination intermediates
Cellular component (GO): Fanconi anaemia nuclear complex; FANCM-MHF complex
Molecular function (GO): chromatin binding; protein heterodimerization activity
Source: RefSeq, a predicted model, not a curated record
UCAUUUAACAGCUGUUUUUAUGUUUGUAAAUAUUGUACCCAGUUUGUUUCUUUUGUAAUUUAAUAAAAUUAAUAUAACAAUAAUUACUAAUUUAUUAAGGCAAAAGUUUUAAAAUGACCGGUCGUUUUUGUGUAUUGUUAAAAUAGAGGUUAUAAUUUCAAAGUAUUAACCGUCCAAGUUGCCAGCGUUCAACAAUACAAGUUUGGAAAAAAUGGCAAUGUUUCAGAAUCUAUCAGCAACCCAGAAGUUGCAAGCGGCCGUACAUAAGGACGUAAGAGGUAUUUGUACGGAAGCCUGCCACUUUCUAGGCUUGGAAAUCACUAAACCAGCAAUCGAAGUGAUCGCGGAGCUGGUUUUUAAGAAAUGCCAUGUAUAUGGAUCAGAUUUAGAGGCAUUCGCUAAGCACGCAAAACGUUCAACAAUUAACGCCGAUGACGUCAAGUUAUUAGUUCGAAGAAAUCCAUCUCUGAAAUCACGCCUCCACUCGCUAAGUUCCAACUCUGGAAAAGAUAAACGGAGAAAAACAGUGCCAGUAGUGAAACCAGAUGUGUCUAAGGAGUCGAAGGAGUCGGACGUCGAAGAUAUGGUGGUGGAUAAUAUCGACCUCACUUUUGAUUAAACGCAUAGCAUAAA